GGCACAUGAUGUGCAGCGCAUGAACAUCCUGGCGCGAAGGUCAGCAGCCACUUCAGGGCAUUUAAAAGCUCACAACAAAGGAACAGAAGCAAAGAGGGAGAGUAAAGAAAAUGAAAAAGAAAGGCGAAGAGAAAGCGAGGGAGAGUAAAGAGAGAGAAAGAGAGGAAGAGCGCGCGCACCGCGUUAUUGCCUCGAGCACCAAAAUCAGAGCUCGAGAGGCGCAGCACGCUUCACACCUGCGCGUGAAACACGAUACUCCUCACCGGGAGGGAACACACUGGCCAGAGAUUUCCCACAAAUUAACAACUGGAGAGAUUAGUUCGGUCAUUGUUACCGCACACGUCGCGUUCACGGCUAGAUGAUGCUGAGAGAAACGCCAGAGCCGCGCCACCACCGGAACGACACACGUUAAGCUGAAUGUGUGAUGGGCAAGUGAGAAGGAAUUCAAGCUGUUGCUCACGAGCGGUGGGAAGGCAGAGAGCCAAUGAGAAAAUGCUCCGGCAAACACACAGUGCCUCACAGUGACUGGAUCGCCGUACAGAGCACACAUUGAGCUGUGUGUGGGACCUCACUCAGUUACCUAACCUUGGACAAACACUGUAGACUACCAACUCUUUUCUGACCGUCAGCCGCCUUCUGUGAUGCUCUUUUCUACAUAAUUCUCAGGAUGGCUGAGGCUGAACUUCAUAAGGAGAGGCUCCAAGCUCUUGCAGAGAAAAGAAAACUGCAAGCCAAAAUUCAAGAGAUGAGAAGACAAAUGGAGGAUCUCAUAUUACAAUUACAGCACCUCAAGUCCAAAGCAGUGCGGGAACAAUGGCUCCUUCAAGGGACCUCGGCAGUAACGCUUGAAAACUCAGAAGAGCGCAAAAGAGAGGCAGAUCAGGAUGAACUGAAGGUUAAGAAACUGGAGGACACCAUUCACAGAUUAGAAAGGAAGGUUGAACUGCUGGAAAAUGAAGAAUGUGAGAUUUCUGCGAAAGAACAGAUGCUCAGGGAAAGGCUUCAAGAGAUGGAGAAGUCAGCUGAGUAUGUGCAAAAAAGCCUUCACAAGGAGGAUGGAGGUCAAGGGUUCACAUCUUCAGACGUGAUGCUUGCAGGCAAUGGAUUGUGGAUCGGAAUGUCAUCACAGACCGCUGAUGUAGAGCUGAAAUAUUCCAACAUCUCAGCAGAUGCCACUGAGAGCACUCCAAAGAAUGUCACAAGCCUUGGGAUGCCAGGAAAUGAAGGCCAUAUGGACUUGGAGGCUCCUUCUCCUGUGAUACAGUCUAACAACCAAGAAAACUUGCAUCAUACAAGUGAUGUUAGAAUAAUGAAAAACGGAAAUGAAACCUUAGACAGUGAAGUUGCAGAAGAAAUUCUUUACCUUGAUGAGGUCCUUGAAGCCAAUUACUCUGAUCCUUUGAAUGACGGAGGUUUUGGUAUGCAGAUACCACAUAAUGGUAAGAUUUUUGUGGAGGAAAAGCAGCAGUCCACUUUUAUAAUAAAUGAAGGUACUGGAAAAUGCAGUGAUUAUUCAGGUAUAGUAGAGGAGAAUUACAGCAGACUUCCUGAGGACCUCUCUGAAACUAUCAAGAAAGAGCCUCACUUUGAACUUCGGGCUUACCAAGAAGAAAAAAAGCCAUCUAAGCUCUUUGACUGCUUGUCAGAUAAAGAGCUAAUUCGAGUGAAGAAGGUAAGAUCUAGUGAUGAAAUUGCAGAAUUGGAGAGGGAACGACAAGAGCUGAUUAAAGGGCAGGCAGUUAAGAAAAAUCCAGGAAUUGCUGUAAAAUGGUGGAACCCUCCACAGCAGAAGACAUUGGAAGAGGAACUGGGCCAAGACCAGCUUGAGUCACACAGGAGGUAUGAAGAAAGGAAACAAAAGAAGAAGGAAGCUUCAAAUAUGCCUCAGACAUUGCUCAAGAACACUGCAUUUUCAGUUAUGGAGCCAAAAAUGAAGAAAGCUGAUAUUGUUGUAGAUAACAUAGACUUCUCAGCUGCUCGCAACCAGUUCCUUCAGAGACCUGACACCGGACAGUCUCUUAGUUUGGCUGCUGAGCUUUAUUCUGCCAAACCCAGCGCCGUAGAUAUCACAAAUGCCGAGAGGCCAGACAAAACCAAUGAAGUUAACAGCUCUACUAUGAAAGACACUCAUGAUACAACUACAAUCAAAACUGAGAAGGUGUUUUUUGGUUUAGAAGGUUCUCCCACAGAACAAGCUGGGAACAAUAGUUCAGAGAAAGAACAUGAGAAUAACAUGGAUGAAUGGAUGGAUGAUGAGGGCUUUACUUGUGUUCGAGCUGUGAUGACUAUUAUCAAAGAUGAAGAUUCGAGUGCCUCCUCAAGCUGCCCUUCUCACAUAAAGGAACUUGUUUCUGGGCUGGACGAUCAUUAUCUCCAGUGUCAGGGCACCACUAUGGAGGCAACCCCAUCAAACAACAUUUGCAUGGACAAUAUGAGUGACAAUGAGAAAAUGGCUGUCUUACUGGAGACCUCUGUAUCAGAUUAUUCAGUGUCUCCUACCCCACAAAUCAUCAAGAGUAAAGUAUCUCUAGUGCCACAAACUGAGAACUUCUUAUAUACAACCAAUCGUAUCCCAGUACUAACAGAAGAACAACUUGAGUACUAUGCAAGCAUUUUAGUACAGAAUGCCAUCAAAGAAGCAACUACACAGCUGAGUGUCCCCUGGGAAUUAUUACAGCUCCCAGAGCAGUCUGUUGCUUACACUCAAAAACCUGUUGAAGCUGAAAAACUAAAGAGUAAACAUGAACCUUGGCUGAUAAAUUCCUCUGAACAGGAAAUUCAGAAAACCGUGAUGUCUCCUGUAGGUCAAGAGGAUACACAGUCCUACAGCUUCUUUCAGCCUCUACAACAGUGUCCAACAUUCAGUGAAAAACAGGAGUUUAGCUAUUUCAGUAAGUAUUCUCAAGCAGCAGAACUCAGGAGCACAGCUUCAGUGGCACGACCCCAAGAGACAGGCAUGGGUUCAGGGCCAUUCAAACUGCGAUCACACAAGCAAAGAACCCUUACCAUGAUUGAAGAAGAAAUCCGAGCGACUCAGGAACGUGAAGAGGAGCUAAAGAGGCAGAGAAAGAUGAUGACCUUUAACUCAAGUGAAAAGUACAAGAACAACAGUAUACCCAAGAAUCCUUUUCUCACAUCCAAAACAACAUGCGGCAAAACUGAUAUGAUUCAUGUUUCUACUCCACCACCAUCAUCUUCAGAGGACCAAAUGCACCGCACUUUUUCAGAUUUGUCCAGUGAAGAGUCAGGAGGUAGCCAGCAUCCUAAGAACUUAAUGCAAACUCUUAUGGAAGACUAUGAACUCAACAAAACAAAGCGUUCAGAAAAAAUAGAAGAGACCAAAGUAAGUACCCAGGUGAUAGAGGCAACAAGAAUGACACGUCGAAAAAGCAACAUGGCACUACGCUGGGAGGCAGGACUCUAUGGAAGUCAAGAUGAAGUCGGGGAAGAACAGUAGGACACUAUUGUCACUGUUUCCCAGUCUCAUUCAAACAGUACCUUGUGUGCAAUUCAAUAAAAUUUGAUCCACGGGACAUAAGUACUCAGCUGUUGAACCCAUACCACAUUGAAGAUACAGGCCUUCUCGCAACUGCAAAUAAAAUGUAUUUUUGUAAUUAGGUAUUCAUUUUUUUAUCUUUCCAUACUUGCCCAAGAAAAGCAUUAGUUAUUUGAGCUACGCGGAACAGGACAGAGACAUUUUACAUUAUACUUUCUGAAUAUCGCAUUUUUCAUUAGUACCAUGUAAUUUAUUUCUCUGUUUCAUGAAGAGAAGAAACACAAAUGUAGAUUAAAAUUUCACCAAAAUGGCUUAAGUAUGCAUUUGAUUUUAGGGAAUUGCUGCACUUUUUCAGUGCUACGUGUGUUGUAUUCAUUUUUUUUUUUGCUUUUGGUUAAAGGUUAGGUAUUAGUUUUAAGGACAAUGCCUGGUUAAUGUGCUGAAAUUAAGGUGUUUAAAGAAGUAAAAUAUUGAGGACAUUGAUCAAGCCGUCAUUCAGAGGCAAUGCUAGUUACUUCAAGUUUCCCAAAUAAAGUGAUGAAUAUUGCAAUAUUCACAUGAGAAAAGACAAAACAGCACACCUUCUUAACACUGUGUGGAAGUAAUAUAUAAGCUUUUAAAAUUUCAUCUUUCAGGGUAGCCUUGUUGUGAAGAAAUUAAAUGAAACAAUGUAUGGAACACUAUAAAUACAGCUUUCAGUGUUAUUUUAUCUAUGUUACAAAGCAAAUUUAAAGUAUCUAAAGAAAUUUAUAAAUGCCGAACCAAGUCAUGCGCUGUCUACUAAAUGACUAUCACUAUUACACAGUAAACUCAUUUAGUAUAUAACAUAUAGCAUGUAAUGAAAAUCAGAUGUACACAAAACAAUUGCCAUAAUUGCCAACAGUGAUAUACAAAUGAAUUGUUACUUUACUUCAUUUACAUUACUUCAGUUAGAAGUAAUAUUUUAGCAAUAAUUUAGAUAUUCCUAAAUUUGGAUAUCAGAUUAAAACUGGGAUUUUGGAAUUUACAGAACCAAGCUCGAACAAAGUCUAACUUUGAGUACUUUGAGUUUGAGUACAUGUGUAAAGCUGAUACUUUUAAAAGUGUCUCAAGAGUCUUUCCCCAAAAUAAUUUAAAUGUAUUUAAAUAUAGUUCUGGAGAUUUUUGUAUGAUUUAACGGCCAGACAAGACCAAGAAUAGCUGAAUAACUGUAAGAUGUGAAAGGAGAAUUUUCAUGCCGUUAUGAUUGCCCUCACUCUGAAUUAUGCAUAUCACUGUCUUUAAUAUCAAUCUUUUAUGUCAGUGUCACACACUACUCCAGUGUUCAGAAUAGUAUUACGGCAUAGUUUAGUUGUACUGCUGUUUUCUGGCUUUGUUUAAUCCUUAUUUUAUUUUUGUCUUAUGUAAUUUUUUUUUCCAA
This is a messenger RNA of Scleropages formosus (Asian bonytongue), 4895 nucleotides long. Its product is annotated as A-kinase anchor protein 2-like. The coding region runs from base 668 to 3457 and encodes 929 amino acids. The record is from RefSeq and is a predicted model, not a curated record. Gene Ontology annotation, biological process: regulation of cell shape. Gene Ontology annotation, cellular component: membrane. Lineage: Eukaryota; Metazoa; Chordata; Actinopteri; Osteoglossiformes; Osteoglossidae. The transcript has 10 exons.